This is a messenger RNA of Cylindrotheca closterium, 324 nucleotides long. NCBI's taxonomy places the organism in Eukaryota, Bacillariophyta, Bacillariophyceae, Bacillariales, Bacillariaceae. The record is from the annotation of a GenBank genome assembly.
AUGUUUGAUCCAGCCGAGACAAACGCCACGGAGAUCUUCCAACUCCAGAGAGCUGAUGACGAAGAAUCCAACAGAAGGUUGGACGCUAUGAAAGCCAUGGUUCCAAUGAAGUUAUUUUACAACCGGGUCUUGGAUGGUUGGAACUCUCUUGACGCCGAAGUGCAAUCCACUGUCCCAGUCAAUGACAAAGCUGCAGUGUUAAGAGCCUAUGCUUGGUUUGCAAUCUCUGUUGCUACCUCCAUCAUUGCCUGGCAGGAUCCAGGUUCGCCGCCGGCAAGUCCAUUAGUUACAUCUCUCACACAAGCCCCGAGGGCGAACUUGUAA